AUGCGUGCCGCAAGUCAGACUUCAGCAACUUCCCUCCAAGCUUCUUACCAGGUAGCUUUGCUUGUCACCAAAGCUAAAAAGCCGUACAUGAUUGCCGAGGAGCUAAUUGCACCAGCUGAACCUAUCCUAGCUGAAACCAUGGUGGAUAAAAAAGCCGCGGAUGCAAUCCAGUCAGUACCGCUGUCUAACGACACUAUAUGCCGCAGGGUGGAUGAGAUGGCUGGUGACAUUGUUCAGCAGGUGACCGACAAACUGAAAGGAGCGGGAUCUUUUGCGGUACAGUUAGACGAGUCUACUGACGUGAAUGGAGAAGCCCAGUUGGUCAUGUUUGCUCGUUUCAAAGAUGACACAGUCAACGAUAUAGUUGAACACAUCGUCUUCUGCAAGCCACUACCCGAUAAAACCACGGGUGAGGACAUUUUUAAUUUGAUUGUUUUUUUCACAGAGCACGAGUUGGACUGGAAGUGCUGCUCGCAUGUAUGCACAGACGGGGCAGCGUCUAUGACAGGUUGGCACCGCGGACUUGUCUCUCGCAUCAGGCAGGUAAACCCCGAUAUCCAAGGCAUCCACUGCAUAAUUCACAGAGAAGCAUUGGCUUCCAAACGCAUGAGCCCAGAACUGGACAGUGUUUUGACAGACGCUGCGAAAGUGAUUAACUUCAUUAAAUCACGACCUCUCAAUUCAAGACUGUUCCACAAGCUGUGCGAGGAAAUGGGCAGUGACCAUCAUCAGCUGCUGCUACAUACAGACGUACGUUGGCUAUCAAGGGGGAAAGCACUACAGAGACUAUUCGAACUGAGAGACCAGGUGCACGAUUUCCUCUCAGAGCAUGGACAUCCUCUGGCUGCUCAACUUGAAGACCAGACCUGGUUGGCUCACCUGGCUUACCUCACUGAUGUUUUUGGCCGUCUGAAUGAGUUGAACACAAGCUUGCAAGCUUUGCCAGAAGCCAUCGUCACAUUGUCUGAUUUCCUUGAACAGCGUGGUGUCCCAACCGAAAGCGUACAGCGUCUGGAGGAGGAAAAGAUUGACAAAGAUGUCAUCCGUCUCAUGGAGGACAGAGAGCUGGCAAAAUACAUCUCCUCAUAUGGAGAUAGGUUGGCUGUAACCAACUUCUGCAAAAAUCAAACAUCAGCUCAGAGGAGAAAAAUGGGCCUCUUUGAAAAACUAAGGGCAAAGAUGCAGCUGCAGAAAGAAGGGCAUGGGAAUAAACCUGUGGAUGAAGUGCCAAAAAGUACAUCCUCACAGUCACACCCUAGGAGGAGAGGGAGGCAAAGUCACCGCAAAAUUGAAAUCGGCUGGUUAAACCGUGAGAAGGGACAAGCAGGGAUAAAACAGAUGAGAGCCAAACAGGGAGGUGGAACAAGAAUGGUUGACGUGAAUGUGGAAUGCAGGAUGAACACAAUACUUGAAAAGGGUAAAGAAUUAUUUUUCCCAAACGGAAUGUCAACAAAAGGCCAUGAAAAACAGUUUAACUUUGAAAUAUGGGAUUACAAACACAAUCCUGUAAAUGAAAACGUUACCGUUGGAUUAAUUUAUGACACCCUAUGCAUGAACAGAUUAAGAUUCUACAUCGCCACAUUCCCAAAGGAGGACAUUGAAACUGAUUAUGCCAUGGACAGUGAAGAUGUGAUAGAAGAUGAACCGGUAAUAGAAAUUGCAGAUGAUAAUGACGCUCAGCUGAUACACACUUACGUGUUGGAUCUUGACCAUGAAAUCAUUUUGGGUCCGUCCAGUGGAGAAUAUGAUGGUGACAAUGAUGACACUGAGCCGUUUGAAUUUCCCAUUUUACAGCAGCCCACAACUGCAGAUGCAUUCAGAGACGAUGAACUACAACUCCUGCCCUCCGUGCCACUUGCCGCCUCUGAUCCGCCACUACCCUCCAUGCCGCUCUCCAUGCCACUUGCUGCCUCCGGUCUGCAACUCGCCGCCUCUGAUCUGCUGCUGCCGUCCAAGCCAAAACUGAUUGUUAUUCACCAUGGCAACUGUCUUAAUGAAAUGAUCAGUGAAUUCAUGGAUCCAGCAGUGCUAACACAACCCUUGACAAUCAAGAGAUUGCUUCCUGAUAACACAGAAGAAAAGGCUGUUGGCUCAGGUGUGCUCAGGGAUGUGUUUUCGUCUUUCUGGCAGGAGUUUUACGACCGUUGCACAAUAGGAACAGAUGUAAAGAUUCCUUUCAUCCGCCAUGAUUACAGCAGUGAAACAUGGAAGGCUAUUGGUAGAGUGCUUGUGGUGGGUUAUAAAACCUGCGACUACCUGCCAAUAAAGCUGGCACUUCCUCUACUAGAGUAA
Messenger RNA from Neoarius graeffei (lesser salmon catfish), 2292 nucleotides. RefSeq lists its product as uncharacterized. The record is from RefSeq and is a predicted model, not a curated record. The transcript is spliced from 3 exons. Lineage: Eukaryota; Metazoa; Chordata; Actinopteri; Siluriformes; Ariidae. The coding region runs from base 1 to 2292 and encodes 763 amino acids.